Molecule: messenger RNA, 375 nt
Organism: Cyclocybe aegerita
Lineage: Eukaryota; Fungi; Basidiomycota; Agaricomycetes; Agaricales; Hemipholiotaceae
Source: the annotation of a GenBank genome assembly
AUGUGUAAGCACAUCCUAAACGCCCAAGUCUCUAUCCGCGCCCCCUGCUGCAAGCAAUGGUUUGACUGCUCCGAAUGCCACGCCGAGACACAGUCGCAUACGCUGGCGAAGACGGUGGAGAUGGUUUUCAUGUGCAAGAAGUGCAAGAAGGCGUUUAGGAAGGAUAUGAAUACGUACGAAGAGAGCGACGAGUACUGUCCACAUUGCGACAACCAUUAUGUCCUCGAGGCAAAGACACCCCAGGCUGUGCUUGGUGUGGAGGGAGAGGAUGCUCGCGUGGAUGCUCGAAUGUUAAAAGACGAUCGCGUUCAGCAGAUUAAGAAGACCUCCGUGUUCGACCUCGACGACGAAGAUUUCCUUGAUCGAUUAGGAUAG